CAAAGAUAUUACAUUAUAGACAACUUGUUUAUUCCUAUAAAACAAUACAGGUCUGUUUUAAAGUCACGGCUUUUGAUGCGAUAUCCCUCUAAAAUUGUAUAUGUGACAGAAACGCCCCGUUUUUGCUAGCACACAUUAGCCAAAGUUAGCAAUUAUCAUCGGACGACUAGCUAGUCAACAGUGUAACAGCCUCAUACCGAGACACUUCUGCUGUUCAAACAUGACGUGUAGAAACUAGGCUCUCUAACUCUCUAAAGUCUGCAACUCUUCACAGCUGGUGUACAUUGGUUUAACCGUUGUUAAUUGACUGCUCUCACACGUCAGUCAGCAACAGCCGGUUUACUUCUAAAGCAACGUCAGCACAGGCGGUCUGACUGCAGAGUAGCCUUCAACUGUUUGAACUGUGUCUGUGUUAGUAACAGAUGCCCGCACCCUGUUAUUUCUUACACACAGCUUUCAGUGCUUCAGACAUGGACCAAGACAACAAUUCAGAGGAUGAGUCAAUCGACCCAUCUGAAGAGGAGCUCCCUGGUCUACCUCGAGAACUGUCUGACGGUGAGGCGAUGGAGAUGCUUUGGAAGAUGCGAGCUCGGCGUCGCCAAACAGCUCCUGAGCUUCCAGAGACUGUGACCUGUCUUACUGCGCCUGAUGGCAGUAUGCUGUACCUAGUGGGCACUGCACACUUUAGUGAUAGCAGCAAAAAGGACGUGGCCACGACAAUCCGUGCUGUUCAGCCAGAUGUGGUGGUGGUGGAGUUGUGUCAGUACAGGGUGUCUAUGUUAAAGAUGGAUGAGACCACGCUGCUCAAGGAAGCCAAAGACAUCAACCUAGAAAAAGUUCCACACUCUGUUUGACAGAACGGAGUGAUGUCAGGCCUGAUGCAGAUUCUCCUGCUUAAAGUUUCAGCUCAUAUCACUGAGCAGCUGGGCAUGGCUCCUGGAGGAGAGUUUCGAGAGGCCUUCAAAGAGGCUAGUCACGUGCCUUUCUGUAAAUUUCAUCUUGGAGACAGACCGAUCCCAGUCACUUUCAAACGGGCGAUUGCUGCCCUCAGUUUGUGGCAAAAGGCACGUCUAGCCUGGGGUCUUUGUUUCCUGUCAGACCCGAUCAGUAAAGAGGACGUGGAGAAGUGUAAACAGAAGGAUCUGCUGGAGCAGACGAUGCUGGAGAUGAUCGGAGAGUUUCCAGCUCUCCAUCAGACCAUUGUAGCAGAGAGAGAUAUCUACCUCACGCACACUCUCCGCCAGGCCACACGUUGUGUGGAGGCCCCCCCUAACGCCCAGAAAGUGCCUGCUGUGGUGGUGGGAGUAGUCGGGAUGGGCCAUGUUCCUGGCAUAGAAAAAAACUGGGAAAAGCAACUUAAUAUAAAUGAAAUCAUGAGUGUUGCACCUCCCUCACGCUUUGGCUGGGUAUUGCGUAGAUUCUUCAAAGGAGCCAUGAUGGGAGUGGUAGGAUACGCCUGCUACCGUGUUGGAGGCAGUUUAGGUAGAACCCUACUGUCCUUACCUGCUGUCCAAUCAGUAAUGAAGACUCUGCGACCACCUCCUGCUUGACAUCCCUAAGCCAUCAGUGACCCGACCUUUUACUUCAAGACACAAAUGCAUUUAUCACCUGUGGCCUUAAUACAGCAGGUGAGGCUGGAGGAACUGAACUCAAUCACAGCUGUCACUUUUAACUAAGAAGGACCUCAGGGGGUUUGUCACCCAUCAUCUGGUGUUGAUGUCCCUGUACUGUAACACAAGCAGGACAGUACUGCCAAAGAAACCAUGACAGUACUUUUUUUGUUUUUUAUAUUGUUUUUGUGUGUGUGCAAGUCUGCAUUUUGUAAUGUUUACAAAUGCUUAUAUUUUCUUUUAAAUUGGUAUGAUUCUUUGCAGUUAAUCACAAUUACAUAAUUACAGAAACAGUGGAUUUAAAAAGUCUUAUUAGAAAUAUCUUCUAUUGCUAAAUAACAGAUCCACAUUACAAAUGCAAUUUUUUUCCUGAUGCUGUAUCCUUACUCCUUCCUCCUCCUUGUACCACGAGGGGCACAGGUAAAGUCUAGCACUUUAUGGUGAAUUUGCAGAGUGGUGUAUUACACAUUAAAUGCAGCCUAACCGAAUGUACAAAAAUGCUAGUUUCCAUAAAUGGUACAUGGAAUGACCCCUGAGUUGGAAGGAUGAUUAUACUAUACAAUGCUAUCCUGUACUUGUCAGUACAGUGAUUGCAACUUCUUUAUCAAUUAAAAUAAAUUUGACUUUAUUGCAUGCCAGUCCUGCCUACAUCGACAGACAAGUGCCUCAUAUUGUGGGCUGAUUGCCAUGCAUCGUAGAAAUACUGCAACCAAUGUGUCAAUGUGAAUUUGUAAUUAAUUAAAAAAAGAUACAAGACAGAUUACUGAGAUACUGUUACCCUAAUUACAGACAUUUGUUUACAAUUUUGCUGUCCUACUUUUAUUUUACUUAAAUUUUCUUGCAACAUCCCCUGGGUAUUUUAGUUACAGGCCUAAUUUGUAACAGCUCAAGCUCAAGUGUGCCUCACAAUGUGUUUUAUUACUACUUCCAACCUCAGACAGUCUGGUCUUUACUGUUUAUUUUCUUUCACAUAUUAGUGAAACUCUUAGAACGUCAUAAGGGAAAAGCAAUCCCUAAAAAUCUUCAGUGCUAAACCUUCAGUCAAUGUUUUUUUUUUUUUUUUUUUUAUAGAACAGGACAGCUGUUUGACCUCAUACCACAUAUGCUUGUAUUUAAAUUUGUUUAAAAAUGGAAACAAGUACAAAUCUACAAACUGGUAUAUUUUAUAUAUUUAGGUAAUGACAUUUACCUUUUUUGACAAAGGGAAGUUUAUCAGUUGAUCAGAGUAGGGAGUGUUGCAUUUAACCCUUAAAAUCACUUUAACCACAGUCAGAACUUCAAGGUGCACAUGUGAAAGGGCUGUAUUUGCUAUCAUGAUGUGCAGUAGUGUCUACAGUCUUGAGAAGACUGACCAUCAACUGGAAGUCUAUUUACUUGUAUUUAAGUUUAAACAGGUUUUUUGUACAUUGUUACUUAAAACAAUUAUUUAUUGAAUAUGGGUUCCACAAGAACUUGCAUUGAAGUUGGUAUGUUCUCAACCAUAAUUCGAUUACAGUGCAGCUCUCAAAGUAUUAAGGUAAUUCAAUGUCUUCCUAAGUCUACCAUAAAUAAUUGGAUUUAAUUUGUAUUUUUAAAAAAGCUGUUAAAGAUGUUGCCUCUUUGGCACUAAACCCUUCUAAUUCAAACGUAUCAGUUUCCAUCCACAGUUUUAUCUUCAGUACUUUUGAAAAUCGCCAAGAGAAAUCUAUGAAUGCCUUUUACUUGAUAUGACAUGUAUUUUCUUUUUCUUUCAUUUGUGUUUAUUGUUCACAUUACAAACACUGAAUCUCAAAUUGUGUAUUUAAUGAUAAAAAAAUAUAAAUAUACAAACUUUA
Messenger RNA from Cynoglossus semilaevis (tongue sole), 3424 nucleotides. RefSeq names its product TraB domain containing (gene trabd). Lineage: Eukaryota; Metazoa; Chordata; Actinopteri; Pleuronectiformes; Cynoglossidae. The record is from RefSeq and is a predicted model, not a curated record. The transcript has 9 exons.